Messenger RNA from Penicillium lagena, 1917 nucleotides. Its product is annotated as putative LysM domain protein. The transcript has a single exon. The coding region runs from base 1 to 1917 and encodes 638 amino acids. The record is from RefSeq and is a predicted model, not a curated record. NCBI's taxonomy places the organism in Eukaryota, Fungi, Ascomycota, Eurotiomycetes, Eurotiales, Aspergillaceae.
AUGAGUCCCCCCAACACCUUUGCCAAUGCUUCCCCGAGCUCCAAUCCCGUCAGUGCAAGCGCCAGCACCCGCACGUCCACCUCCGAGGUCCGGUCGCGUCAACGCCGCUUCGUCUCGUUGAUGGAUGGAGAUGAUAGUACCAGUAACAGCAAUAUCUCCUACAACAAUGAUCUGCAACAACUCUCCUCUGCCAUUCCGGAAAUUGGGGCCACGAGAUCCAGCGGUGCCACUCCCUCGCCCUUGUCGUCCCGUGGUGUUUCGCCCCUACCCAUGAUACGCCCCUCCCGCGCCACCGAGUCGUUCAAUCGCGGCUUCCGCAGCGAAAACACAUCUGCUUGGAACACAUCGCCAAAACAGUCAUCCUCGCGCGGGGCGGUGGAUUUCUUGGACUCGUCAUGGUCGUCCCUCCAGAACAUGGCCUCUUCCGUAUUAGGGGGCGACAUGGGACGAAUAACACCAAAUAGCGCCGCCCAGGGACUUUCACGGAGGAAACCAUCGAGGCCAGAUAUAUACUUUAACGCGCCGAGAUCAAGCAGUUCUACAUGGGGUCCCUCGGGGCGUUCAACUCCGGAAAUCGGAGCGGGUACGAAGGAAGAACGACAAGCAAUGGUGCAGGCGAAGAAGCGCGAGGCUCUUUUGCUUGCUGACACCGGUCCAACCUCGAGCCGCGAUCUUAGGCAUAAACGAAGGAUUUCCGAAGACUUUCCAGAUCAGGCGCCCGACCCAGAACAAGACGAUGAGGCAUUGGCAUACGUUCACAAUGUACAAGCAAUUGACAGCAUCACGGGCGUGACGAUCAAAUAUGGCUGUCAAGCUGCGGUCUUCCGGAAGGCGAACGGUUUCUGGCCAAAUGAUGACAUCCAAAGCCGAAAUACGGUUCUUUUGCCCGUCGACGCAUGCACAGUGAAAGGCCGACCUGUUCAACCCAGGGACAGUGUGAAUCUUUUGGACGAGUCGUCUGGCGAUCCACUUGAAGACACCAAAGACAGCUCUAUUGUCCCGCUACCAUCACCUUCUCCCGCACGAACAACCUUCUCUCGCACAUCUGAGUCGGAACGAAAUCGGACCUGGAAACAUGAGUCCUGGGUACAAAUAGAUGGGUUUCCUGCACCGGUGGAGAUUGGUCGUGUUCCUCGCAGGUCAUUAGGAUUCUUUCCUCGCACGCGGCGAAAAUCGACCCCCUACACAGACAUUGAGCCAUCUGGCUCUUCUCGACAAAGCCCCCGACUUCCCUCCUCUCCUGGAUUACCGCGAUCUUCAGUAGGCAAGCUGCCCGGGACUCAACCCCGCGACGAGCAACCAAAGCCAACAGGCCCCUCAUAUCCUACCCGUCCACGCCAUCUCCGCCAGCGCAGCAGCAUCCAGCUCACUGGUACGGGAGUGGGCACUCUUGAUCGCACUUCAACUGUCCCAGGGCCUGCUUUGGACGGUCUAAGCCGGUUUUUCGCACAACAUAUGCCAACCUUAGCUCCACCUCCACCACCCGCCAACGUCCGAAGAUCCUCCUUCGAGUCUGCAUCAACAGUGACCUCCACAACAUCGACCGGCCUAGAGAACAUCGGCGGCGCCUUCGAAGGCUGGGUCCGAAAAGUCACCACACGCGCCAAAGCCGGGAUCACGGAGCUGCAACAAGGAUCACCGAACCAGCGAGCGUACGAUCGAGGCCGCCAAACAGGCAUUGGAGGACCUGGCGAUCUGAUCGAGCUAGACGACACUUGCUCCUUGGAUGGCCGGAACUCCCCGGCCUCCUUUGCCCACGUCCCAACAUCCGAUCUGCAGGGCGGUGCCUCCUUGUCCUCGUCUUUCCGCUUCGCCAGUCCCUCCGUGUCUGCGACGAGCAGGUCUCGCGCAACAGCGGGCCUUGGAGGUGGAGUUGGGCCGAAUUCGCAUACCUCCGAGCGUCUGAAAGACGACUGA